Pocillopora meandrina is the source of this 7197-nucleotide messenger RNA. The record is from the annotation of a GenBank genome assembly. NCBI's taxonomy places the organism in Eukaryota, Metazoa, Cnidaria, Anthozoa, Scleractinia, Pocilloporidae.
UUUUUCUUUGCAGCCACAGCUGAUGUUUAUAGAAAUGAGGGUAAUGAAGCCUUCAAGAAAGGAGAUUUCAUCAAUGCUAUUCAUUUUUACACCAAAGGAAUUAAAAUGAAUUGCAACGAGAAAGAACUGAAGGCCAAACUGCACAACAACAGGGCUAUUGCACAUUCUAAACUUGGUAAGAUGACGAGAGCUUUAAUAGGCAUUUUUUUUUCUAUUUUGAAGCUAUUGAGUUGUCAGUAGUAGUUUUCUGAAAAAGGUGAUAAUUUUGAAUGCAUGCCCGGAAAAAUUUAGAUCUUAUCUUGGCCUCUCAAAUAUACAAAGAAGUAACCUCUUACCCCAGAUAUCAACAAGCAUCACAAGUUUUUCUCAAAAUUAUAGUAAUGGUAGUUGGUUUGUAACAUGUAUGGCUAAUCAGAGAUAUUUAUUUCAAUAACAGGAAAUCACCAGGAUUCACUAAGGGAUGCAGAAGCAGCCAUUGAGUUAAAUCCAACUUUCCUUAAGGCAAUUGUGAGAGGUUAGAUAUGUUAGCCGUACUAUAAUAAUAAUAAUAAUGAUAAUAAUAAUAAUAAUAAUAUUAAUAAUAAUAAUAAUAAUAAUAAUAAUAAAAGAACUCAACACUCUAAGGUUAAAUGAGGUUAAAUAGAGUUCAAUCUUGUCUAAAUGGACUUUAAUUAAGAGGUCGAGACCACCCUGAUGUACAUUUGAAUCCAGCUCUUGACUGCUACGCCAUUACUUCCAUUAAUCAUGAUGAGAAUAUUAUUUUGAACGGGAUGAAGAACUCAAUGCGGAAUGCAAAGCAAAAUUUCAGCAUGAAUAUUUUAGUUCCUUAAGUUCAAUGAGUCACUGGUGUCAGAUAUGUUAAGAGCGUGUCCACGAGAGCACCGGGCAGUCGUGCUACAUGCCAUCUCACCGAUUUCAAUGAAACUUUGGCAGUUUAAAGGGUCUACCCCAAAACACAAAACGACAAACUGGUUUCUGUUUUGGUUUUUUUUUCCGGUGGGAGAUAGACCACCCCCCCCAAUUUUUCUUGGUUUUCACCAAGGAAAUCGCUUCAAAUAGGUAAAAUGUAUGAAGCUCUCACUGCGAUGGUAUUUGACUGAUUACUUUGAGGAUUUUCACACAUAUUUUUACAUCCUUAGUUAAUGUCUGCUGCGAGUAUCAGUCAGUUUGAUCGACGGCUUGUCAAUCAACAGAGGCAAAUAUACGACUGUGUUUUUAGACUUUUCGUUUCCUCUAAAUAUUUUACAACUUUGAGGUCAAAUAUCACCCGUUGCCAGAAAGCUACAACACUAAUCUUAAUUACCCUUUAUAACCCAUCAUUUCAUCUCUGAAAAUCAUAAAAAAAAACCUUUGGGCACUACCGUAUUUUUGUCUUGGAUGCCUUUUAAAAUCUGCGACUGUGACAAGUUUCUCUCAACUACACCUGUCACGCAAUUCUUGCUCUAGGCGGUCACUUUUUAGCUCUUUAUACAAGAUGAUUGAUCAAGAAAGGUGAAAAUUGUGAAAAACUUUCGAGAAAAACUUUCGAGAAAAAUGUAGACGAAAAAUCAAAAGGAAAAUCGUAGCGUUUCUUUCUUCGGUCGUUUAUUACUUUGAAGAUUUGCUAAAAUCAGCAGAUAUGGCUUUUGUACGGCACAAAACAUUCAUUAUUUUCUAUUUUCAUUAGUCUCUCAUUUUAGGAGAUUUUAAAGUCACAUGCUGUGUGUUGGCUGAUAUUACUACAUGUUCCAGUGUGCUACAACUUCGGCUUUCACAGACGAGAAAUUCUGCGCUCUCGCUCGAGAGCAAAUAUCAAUAGUUCUAUCGGACUAAAAACUGUGCUUCUAUCCCGAAAAUAAAAUUAAAAUAGUGUUGUCGUUGUCACUUACCGCCAUCGAACAUUUCCAUGCAGAACUCCGCUAAGCUAACGUCUGUUGUGUGACCCAAAGACUCUCCGUAGGAAUUAUUCAAGCGCGUUGUUCAUGCUAUCUGCUAGAUAACAAUUUCAGAAUAAUCUGCAGAUCUCUAUGAUUAUUUGCCUGCUUCGAUCGUAAAAUAUCUGCAUAUUUUUUCAAGUAUUCUAUUACCACAUAUAAAUCUACAUCUCUCUAGAUCGAGUGUUGCCGGCGUUUAAUUGACUUGUAAAAUUUUUAAAUAAGAAUGAGCCAGCAAUAAUUUGACGAGUAGCCUUCCUGCAAAUUUCCCUUAAUGAAAUCCCAAGACAUAGCCAGUUUUUUUCGUGAGCAAAGACAAUAAAUAUGAGAGAAAAGUGAGAUGCGAAUGUUUUUUUUUUUUUUUUUUUUAGCUUAAUAGCAGCUGUACCCUCUCCUGCUGUCGUCGUCUAAAUUUUGCAAGGUCCCUCCUUAUCUUCUGCCUUCUUCGGUCAGUUUCGAAAUCUGAAGCUAGAUCAUUGGCAUCGGCCUCUCCGUCCUCAUUCAUAUUUAUAGAGGGGGGCCUCAUCAAUAAACCAAUUUUUGUUACGGCAGAUAACCGGCUGAAGUAUCGAGCGAUUUGCUGCUGUAUCAACCGGUCAGUCUUAGACAACAUUUCUGGCUGGUGUCGUCUCUUAAACUCUCUCGAUAUUUGGGAAAUCACAUUAGAGGCGGUUGCCUCACUAGUUUCCUCCCUUGCCCAGCACACGUCUAGAAGAUAAUUCCCUGCUUUCUGAGAAAGGUGGCUGUUUUUUGUGUUUUCCAAAGAGCCCAUCCAAAGUCCUCUUGGCCAGUUAGGGAUUGUUCGUCAAAAUUUUUACCUGAGGUCCGACCUCGAACGUAGCCGUCCCCUAUAGAAUGGUAAGCCGGUCUCAGUCCAUUUCCUUUUGAUCUUAUCCUAGGCGGAAUUUUUUGUCGGCUUCACUGUGUUUGUCUUUGUCAGGGUACAUUUGGAUGGCAGCCAAUGACUGAAGCGUCUUGAUACAUCCUUAUUUUAGCAAGAAUAUCUCGCUUUCUUGUUCCGUCUAUGACGGAUUGGGUAUAGUUCUCGCGAUGACCCACGUUCAGAAAUCUGUGCACGUUGCUGAUAAGCACCCGCUUCUACGACUAGUUUGCUGAAGGUUUCUAAUGCGAUGAGCCUAGUGAGACCCUGAGGUGCUUCAAACUAUGCCAGUUGGUCUGCGCUAUAAACUUGUCGCAGUUCUUAAGUCAGAGGGAGGAUCGCCCACCUCUAUCUAUGUGAGCGCCUCUACAGUACCUGCGUAUCCCUAGCAAUCAUAUGAUAUAAAGUUCAUCUCAGUCACAAAUCACCAGUUAGGAAAACUGAUGUUCAGAUAAGCGCACUUCUUGCCCUUCUUCCUUAUUCUUUGUCGACUCUAAGAUAGCAGCUACAGUACGCGUUCUGUUUUCACCAGCUUUGAUUUCUUCUGCCAUCUGCAGAUUCAUCUCUCUCUCACUUUAUGUCUCCGAUUUUUAUGAGGAGGAUACUGGCAUUAACGAACCCGAAGGUCUGAAUCUCACACCAAGUUGUGCACGAUAUUUGAGCUACAUCGUGAAAUCGCGGCCUUCGUAAUCUCCAAAUAAGCCAAUACGCGCUAGAAUAAGCUCCAUCUCGGACUAAAUGCAUCUUUGGGAUACAUCGAUGUCUCUCAAAUGUUUUUUUUUUUUAAGCUGUAUACUCACGAAUUUAGAGGUAUGAGCUCUUGCCGUCGCUGGCCAGCGGGAGAAAAGUAACAUUUGGUUCUACGGUUAGUUGCAAAUGAACAAGACAACUGCACCAUCUUGACUUUAUCAAUUCGAGUGUUAGAUUGAAUUGAGGGCUUUUUAGACACUCGAUUUCUUAUAUGGCAUCACUAUGAAGACGUAAUACAACUGAUACACCUACACUACAUAGGAUUAACAAUGUCUGUUGCGCUGUUGCGAGAAGGAGGAAAAUAUUACCGGAAGUGUACGCUCUUUUUAAAAAGAGUUUCAGAGACGUUUCAGAGAUGUCUAUCUUUGAUCGGCUGUCACAAAAAAAUGACCCCCACUUAAAUUUACUAGGAAAAAUGAACCGAUACGCCGGUUGUUUCAAUUUUUCUUUUUCCUCGGGCUGCUAUGAAACAGUUCAUAAGUGACUAAUGAAUAAAGUGUUUUGAAAUACCGUUCGGGAUUUGCCUUUUUUUUCUGCGUGCAAAUCAAGGGUAGACAAAGUUUUUAAAACAUUUGACUAGAAUUUCAUGGAGUUCACCUCGAUAAUUUUCGUCGGCAAGAGUCAAGACGCGCCAAGCUAAGCGACAUCGCCCUCCAGUAAAAAAAUUUUCCAAAGAAUAAACGUGGCGAGCGUGAGGAAACGCACAUUUUUUUCAUCAUUGUGAUCAAAGCCCAAUGAUGUACCUAAAUUGGUACUUACGGUGUCAAACCAUUGAUUAUGACAGGGUGAGCUUAGUUUUUCUGUCGAGGUCGACAUGACUUCACAUUAAAAGCAUUUUUUGACGGAACAAACUAGUGAGCAUCACUGCACGAACUGAGAAAGUAAAAACUUGUAUUUAUCUCCCACGCGUUUCGUCUGACAAUAGUAGACUUCAUCAAGGAUUUUUUCAAGCAGGGUAAAUAAGCUUGCUCAUAAACAACUAGUAAAUAAGUUAUCUCUUUACUAUUGAAGUCAGUGGAUAGAAUACGCCAGGUGCGCCUACGGUGUUAUACAUGCGUGACAUUUUCCGGACGUUACAUGUACGAGUACGUGAUCCGUUUAAGGGUCACAGAUUUAGUGUAAAUAUUUCACUCCUCAACAUCACCCAAUGUCUCUAGUUUACAGAGGUCUUAGAACGUGUCAUUAUAUGGAGUUGCCUUCUGCGGGUAGAAGGCUACAAGCGAAUUUCUCAGGCGUAAUUGCCUUUGAUUUCUCAAUUGAUGUUGAGAGUCACGAGACAAAAAAACUUAUCAGGACCUAGUUUCAUGUUCUAAUGGAAAUAAAUAGCAAAUAAAAACACAUUUUAUUGAGAAAUAAAGUCACAAAUGACGGGGGUUCUCCGAAACAAACAAUGAUAGAAAAAGAUUUCAGUUCUGGUCAAUAUUGACUUUUCAUGGCCUACUUCCAAAUCUGAGGGAACGUGCUGAGGGAAUAAAAAAAACAUAAAUGUGUGAUAAUGCAAGUAAGAGAAUGAAAAUACAAAUAAAGAAAAGGGAGAAAACAUAGGAAACCGUGUUGCAGCGUGCAGAUAUCUUUUGAACCAGACCUACACACAUAAGCCCGACACCGGCCAGAGAAACUCGAAAGAGUCCUGUAUAUGAACUAGCUCGCACUUGCACGCAGGAAAGGCCAUGACAAUCAGCGAAAAUAAUAGCAAAUGCAAAUGAUAUUUGCAGUCAAAAAACAACAAAAUAAGAUAACAGAAGGAUUAGGAACUUUUUAGAAGUGUCUUCUUGAAAAAAAAAAAAAAAUUUUUUACUUCUCAUAAAAGGUCACGCAGUGACCCUACAAAUACUGUUCCUAUACGUGGAAUUUCUUGAUGGUGGAAAGUGGAAAACAUUUUCCACUCUUAUUUUCUGAAACACGGCGUAGUUAAUGAAUUUAUGGGGCUAUUGAUAUUUAACAAAUAGAGAAGCCUUGACUGUGCUCUGUUCUGUUAUAAAGCACGUAGGAAGCGGUGUUUCUUCCCACUUCUUGAGUGCUCUAGCCGCUUCCUAAGUGCUUUAUAACAGAACAGAGCACAUUCAAGGCUUCUCUAUUUGUUUUAUAAUAAAGAAUCCGUUAAAUUACCCAAGCAUUACUUUCAAUUUCCAAAACAAACUUUAUUUCCAAAGCGAACAACAAUGUCGUCAGCAUGCUCUAUACUCUCAUAAAGCACGCUACAAUAAGCCAAUCAGAAUCCCUGUUAGAAUGGUUCAAAUAAUCUGAUUGGAUGUACAAGACUAAAGCUGUCAAAAGUGUCAAACCAUCAAAGUUAAAAAACCAUCAAAGUUCACAUUCUACGGUAGUUUACAAACUAAAAUAGUUCGGCAAGUCGAACUUAACUAUUUUGCCUGAAGUUUUUUAGUCUCUAAUACAGAAUCUUGGAGUGAAAUGUUCAGUGAACUUCAGCCGAAUUAUGGCUCAUAAAAACACUGUACAAGAGCCCUUUGUCCUGAUUUUAGCAAAUCUUCAAAGUAAUAAACGACUGAAAAAAGAAACGCUACGAUUUUCCCAUUGAUCUUCCGUCAACAUGCAUCUCUCUAAACGUGAUAUUUGCCAUUCCUACAAAUUAUCUCGAAAGUUUUUCACAUUUUUCACCUUUCUUGAGCAAUCAUCUUGUAUAAAGAGCUAAAAAAUGUAGGUUUAUUUUGUCAAGUGACCGCCUAGUGCAAGAACUGCGUGACAGGUGUAGUUGAGAGAAACUUGUCACAGUCGCAGAUUUUAAAAAGUAUCCAAGGCAAAAAUACGAUAGUGCCCAAAGAUUUUUUUGAUGAUUUUCAGAGAUGAAAUGAUGGGUUAUAAAGGGUAAUUAAGAUGAGUGUUGUAGCAUUCUGGCAACGGGUGAUAUUUGACCUCAAAGUUGUCAAACAUUUAGAGGAAUCAAAAAGUCUAGAAACACCAUCGUAUAUUUGCCUCUGUUGAUUGACAAGCCGUCGAUCAAACUGACUGAUACUCGCGGCAACCAUUAAUUAAGGAUGUUAAAAUAUGUGUGCAAAUCUUCAAAGUAAUCGGUUAAAUACCAUCGCAGUGACAGCUUCAUACAUUUUACCUAUUUGAAGCGAUUUGCUUGGUGAAAACCAAGAAAGAGCGGGGGGUGGUCUAUCUCCCCCUGGAAAGAACCAAAACAGAAAUCAGGCUGUUUUUUGGAGUUUUGGGGUAGACCCUUUAAACUGACAAAGUUUCAUUGAAAUCGGUGAAAUGGCAUGUAGCACGACUGCCCGGUGCUCUCGUGGACACGUUCUGAAGUCACUAUCUAGCUGUUUUAAAAAGAAGGAUCAGGACUUACCUAACUUUUAGUGUUUUUGUGGGAGUUGUUGAUCCUAAUUCAAGCGUUCUUAGAAGUUUCAGUUGUCUUUAAGGCUAAAUAAAUCUAACUGAAACCUAAUAGGGCCUGUUUAUUCUUUUCCGUUUAGUUUUUUUGUAUUGUUUUGUUUUGUCUUUUUUUUUCUUCUGGUCUGUAAUGAUUUCAAUGGUUUCAGGUUCUUUUCUCAGAAUUGAGCUAUAUAUAUAUAAUGCUUCUUUGUGUUGCCUACAGGAGCCACUGCUUGUGUUGAAUUGAAGAGAUUUGAAGAAGCAAUCACUUGGUGUGAUAAGGGACUAGCUGUAUCCUUUGAAGGAAUCUUUCAUUUUUAA